Spinacia oleracea (spinach) is the source of this 1385-nucleotide messenger RNA. RefSeq names its product lysM domain-containing GPI-anchored protein 2. The record is from RefSeq and is a predicted model, not a curated record. The transcript has 4 exons. Lineage: Eukaryota; Viridiplantae; Streptophyta; Magnoliopsida; Caryophyllales; Amaranthaceae. Bases 107 to 1204 code for a protein of 365 amino acids.
UCCAAACCCGUAAACCCAACAUUAAAUAUCUCUCCUCUUAAAUUAAAACUUGAGAAACUAAAACAGAAAGCACUCUCCAUCUUUUUUCUACUUUCCAGCUAAGAAGAUGACAACUCUCUUUUCUCACCCUCAACUCCUCCUCCUUCUCCUUCUACCACUCUUUCUCAUCCUUUCGCCACCAUCCGCCACCGCACAAACACCACCCGUGUUCCGGUGCACCACCAGGUCUACAUGUAGGGCACUAGUUGGCUACAUCUCGCCCAACACCACUACACUCGGCCACAUACAAUCCCUCUUCGAAGUCAAAACUCUCCGUUCUAUCCUAGGAGUCAACAACCUCCCUCUCAACACCCCAUCAAGCUACACAGUUAGAGCUAAUUCAACGGUCAGGAUCCCUUUCCCUUGCCGCUGCAACAACGGUACAGGAAUGUCUAACCGUGUACCUCACUACACUGUAGUACAAGAUGAUGGGCUCUUCCACAUAGCUAAUCAGGUGUUCUCGGGUCUACUGGAUUACAAUCAAAUCGUGUCCGUUAAUCGCAUCAGGGAUCCUAAUCUUAUCUACGUGGGCCAGAAGUUGUGGAUCCCACUUCCUUGCAGUUGUGAUGACGUGGAUGAAAACCCGGCGGUUCAUUAUGCACACGUGGCCACGGUUGGGAGUACUGUAGGUCAGAUUGCGGCAGAGUUUGGGAUGAGUUCGGAAAGUUUGAUGAGAGUGAAUGGUAUUUCUGAUCCUAGGAGCCUCGUUGCUGGCCAAGUUCUUGAUGUCCCAAUUAGAGCUUGUAGUUCAAGUGUGAACAGCAGCUCCCCUGACUCCUCCAUGCUAGUCGCCAACGGCACUUACGUAUUUACUGCCAACAACUGUGUUAUGUGCAGUUGUGCCGCCACAAAUAACUACACGCUGCAAUGUCAACCAUCAGGACUUAGAGCAGCAAAUUGGCCUACAUGUCCUGCUAUGCGAUGUCCUAAUUCAAAUUUGUCACUUGGUAACUCGACUGCUCCAUCUAGCUGUGGUCGCACAACUUGUGCCUAUGCUGGUUACAACAGACAAACCAUUCUAACAACCCUUGCUGUUGAAAACACUUGUCAGGCCCCAGGAUCGACUGGUGACAGCAACCGAGCUCCGGUGUUACAUUCAGGUGGUUGGAAUUUGGGUAUUGUUAUGCUAUGUCUUCAGAUGAUCAUGCUACAGAGAUUUCUGUGAUUCGUUUAUACUUGGAAAUCUUAUUGUGUGUUGUACUACAUUACAACUUUCAUUUUGUUUUUCUUUACUGGGUACAUGUUUUCUUUUUUUAAGAUUGCUAAAAUUGGAUUUAGUGUUGUAGGUGGUAAAUUGUUUUGCUUCUAUAUAUGGUUCAAUAAAAAUGUUUUGAAAUUCGAUUUAA